Molecule: messenger RNA, 2923 nt
Organism: Dendroctonus ponderosae (mountain pine beetle)
Lineage: Eukaryota; Metazoa; Arthropoda; Insecta; Coleoptera; Curculionidae
Exons: 4
Coding region: 603-2498 (631 amino acids)
Source: RefSeq, a predicted model, not a curated record
ACCAUUCUCUGGUGCACCUGAAGAUUCAACAGUCUGUUGAAGAAUCGACGCCCAAAUACCGGCUUGGUAGAUCUCUUGUCUUGUUUUUAAUCAUACCAUAAUAAACUUUUAACAAAACACACGCGACUUUCAUCGCUCUUCGUCUGCGUCUCGGAUAAUUAAAGGCAGUUGAGGAUGGCCGUGACCGUGAUUAGACAGUGGUUUUUGGCAAUUUUUUUCUGUGAAGUGAUAUGUGACAACAAAGGAAUUGCUGACAUCCAAAUUGCGGCAAUUUAGCAGAAAUUUGGAUUUAAAUGGAUGAGGGCGCCUGGGCGCAAGAAGUGCCUGUUUUGGUUUAGUUAUACCUGUAUUACCACAAGCAGCCGAAUUUUUCUUGAACGGGAGCAGUGGACUUAUAUUUGGAUCAGGGAGUGAAUUAGUCGAUCUACCUGGUAAUGAGGUGUCGUCAGCUGAUAUGGGUACCGCUAUGCCGAGAGCUUUAACCUGCAGCAGGGGCCUUCCAGCAGUGCUGAAUCCAUCAGUUCUUCAGUGCCGGAAUACAGUGAGGUGCGCGACUAGUGAUCGAAAAUCUUCAGGACCAAAUUGCGUACGAAUAAGUGAUAAUGUGCUGCCUAAGGACUUUAGGUGUGUUAACAGUGACUUUAUCAUUAGUGUGGUCAAUGACCUUAGAGACAACCUCCACAAGACCACGUUCGAGUGAUACUGACAACGCCAUCAACCACAUUCCAGAUAUCAACUCCUCCACUUUGAACAUCCUGGACGUACGAACGCCGCCAAAGGUCCAGAGCCAAAUCAAAGACAAACUAUCCAGCAAAUACUCCAUUGAAGCUUCUCAUGCUGGAGUGGCCAUUCCGGUCGACGAGGAUGUCGUUAUGGAGGAAAGUACUAAAAGAGCGAACUUUUACAAGCUGGACAGGCCAACUACUGCCAGUGGCGGACUGUCCACUUGGAUCCUCUUGAGUGGCCACUCGUCCUCUACUACCCCAAGCCCUGCCACAAAGAAACCCAGCUUGAAACCCGAGAUCAAUGAGACGCUGAGUGAGAAACCCACCAAACUCUCCAAGCCAGUUUUCAAGCAGCGCAGCACCACUUUGAAACCAGUGACUACCACUAGUAAAAAAACAACUACUGUGCGAGUGAACACUUUUUCGCCGUCAGCAAAAACCACCACCAGAAAGCCUGCAAAACUCACGAAAGUUAAGGCCUCUUUGAUUCAAAGCCUUACCAACCCCAAGGCAAAUAAUGCGACUACAACGGCGAAACCUGCAAAGCAUGCUUCAACCACUUUGAAAAGCGUUACAAUGCGAGAAGUAACCACUACCCUGACUACUACUCAGCCCUCAGCUAGCCUUCCCCUUGAAGCCAAAGAAGACGACAGCACACUCCCUUCAACUGAAGCCAGCAAGAAGAAGACGCAAAAGAAGAAAAAGAACAAAACGCGCAAGCGAAAGCCCAGCAAAUCGAGCAAGGAAGGCAACAACAAACUCAAAGAGGUGGAGUCUCCAGGCACUCAGCUCUACAGCUACUUGCGCAGCGAAAUAAUCCCAGUAACUGUUGGUGUUAGUCUGGUGGGUCUUCUGGUCACCGCAGGCCUGGCCAGCUACUACUUGCAGCCUUUCGCAGCCCUGCGAAGAAGCGAUCCUAUCGACAGAAAAGACACUGCAGGAAGCUACUACUACCAAGACGAUUACACAAACGCCAUGCCAGAAGAGGAGGCAAUAGGCAAAGUCAUAGCAGGAAUGCCCGAAAACGUCUUGCAGGAGAACACUGCAACCACCUACAAGCAACCCACGUCCAGAAACGCCUACCAACAAAACGUUCGCUACAGGCAAGUGGAUCGGAGAUCUCAGAUCUUCAUGAAUCCCUAUGGAUCAGUGGAAGAUGUCAAGCUCCAUGACCGGCCAGCAGUCAGCUACAAUGAGGACAAAAAAUUUGUUGUUGGUAGCGCUCAGACUGAAGCAAUGCCCGAAGUUACUCCUGCAGUUGUUCCUGAGCACGGGCCACGGAACCUGAAAGAUGCUGACCGCAAAUUUGUUGUUGGGAGCAUUCCUGAGGAGUUUUACUCAUCGGGGGCUGCCCCUCGUAGUAUGCAGAUGCGGAGGCGCCGGGAGGCGCUCCCAAACGACAUGGACAAUGAAAUAUUUUCUGGAGAAAACGACAUCGACGGCGGAGAUCGUUGGAAGCAGAGCACAACAGACAAAAUUCCAGUUACAACUUUCGCAGCUGCAGAAGAAUCCACGGCUACAGACAUUGAGACAACAGAAGAGGCCGUCAAGAGCUCCACUCCUCAUAACGUGUUCAGUCCAACCGAACGCCCAAAUACCUUCCUUGAACUGAUAAGCGAUUUGUUCAAGUUAAAGGUCCGACUUGGGAUGGAAUUGAUUCAAAACUUCACCAGCAGCGUCUCAACGUAUGUUUCCAAAGUUCACACCAGAUUGGAUGAACAUUAUCGAAAAGCCAACAGAGAGAAUAAUCAGUCAAAGACCCACUCUAAUUAAUCAACUUGGGUUUACUGUAGUUUAGGUUUAAGAAAGUUGUGACUGUGUAGGUUUAAAGCACUCGAUUCUAGGCCAUUCUAUUGCAGACUUCAGCGGAGACAAGCGAAAGCAAUCAUUUAAACGUUACCUUAUUUACUAUGCUCAAAGUUGAUCUUGCCUGGGAUUUUCUAAAUUGAGGGUAGUUCUAGUCCAAAGAAGUUUCACUUUGAAAAUUGCAAAAAAAUCCUUGCGGUGUUGGUGAUGGGUUAACUAGUAAGAUGCAUGGGAAUAGAGAUGCUGUGUGUUUUAUUGAUUAUUUAGGUAAGCAGGUCUAGCAGGAGUAAGUAAGACUGUAUAAAAACUAAAUUAUUUUCUUAGAGUUAGAGGAUUGCUAGUGGAUAAGAGUUGAAAUGAUUUUUUAUUAGAAUUAAAGCUAUUAUAGAUAA